AUGGGUCAUAAGAACUACCAUCUAGCUUUCGAGCCAGGCAAAGUAAGGCAAGACAAAUAUAAAGAAAGGGAGCAAAAAGAACGAGUUGGAAGCACUGGAGUUAGGAGAUAUAAAAAUGUAGUGCUGAGUUUUAAUCUUGCUUCCAGCCAGCAGUCAUCAGUGGCUAUGGAUACAGUUUCUAUUGAAAAAGAUUUGAUGACGUUGUGGAAGCAGGAACAACAGGGCAACAGUGCAGUCAUUGAAUAUCGCACAUUACUGAAGUGGAGCAGGAGCAGGCGUGUUAGAAGAGUUUUUGCCCAAAACAAGAAAUGCAAGGAUAUAUUUGUAUUUACAUGUGGCGCUAUAUCGACUUGUUGUGGAUUUUCUUCUCAACUGGUUCCUACUGAAAUUCUACAAUUAUAUUUUCGUCGUGCUUUUUCUCCGAAUGUUUUUGCUGAUGCUAUUGAGACAACUACUGUUGGGCUGAUCAAUGCGCUCUUUAUGGACGGGUGA
Enterobius vermicularis (human pinworm) is the source of this 492-nucleotide messenger RNA. The record is from the annotation of a GenBank genome assembly. NCBI's taxonomy places the organism in Eukaryota, Metazoa, Nematoda, Chromadorea, Rhabditida, Oxyuridae.